AUGGGAGUCAAGAGGGGGGAAGCAAGGGAAAGCACCAGGAGGAGAGGGGCGAGCCAAGGACAAGGGAGAAAGGCAAGACCAGGGAGAGGCGGGAGGAAGAGGGCGGAGCAAGGCGGGGAAGCAAGGGAAAGCGAGGAGGAGAGGUGGGAGCAAAGGGGAGCAAGGGAAAGCACCAGGAGGAGAGGGGGAGCAAGGACAAGGGAGAAUAAAGGCCAAAUGGGGGGCCAAGGACAAGCCAAGGGAAAGGGGGGGGCAAGGACAAAGGAGAAAGGCAAAGGGGGAGGAAGGCAAAGCCAGGGGGAAGGACAGGGAGAAGGGACAGCCCCAGACAAGGAAGAAGAGGAAGAAAAACGGACAGGGAAGAAGAGGCGCACAAGGAAAAAGACGAGGGAACGAGGAGGGAGGAAAGGGAAGAAGAGGGGGAAAGCCCAAAGAGACAAGGACCACGGCAGAGCGGAGCAGAGAAGCCAGGCGACACAAAAGGAGACCCAGAAGGCCCACGCAACGGAAAACCAGAGGAAGAGCAGAGGAAGGGGGGGAACCAGGGACAGGAAGGGAAGCGCGACAACGGCGAGCCGGAGCGGGCGGACAGCGGGGCAGAAGAGAAGAGAAGAGCGCGGACAAAAGAGACAAGAGGGCAAAAAGGAGAGCGGCGCGGGCCAACGGACAGAGGCGCAGGACCAGCGAGAAAAGGAGGAAGAGAGGAAGACGGGAAGAGAGAAGAACGAGAGAGCAAGAGAGCGAAGAAGAGACACGAAGCAAAGAGCAAAGAGCAAAAAGCGCAGGGGGACAGAGCAGACCAAAAAGCGGCAAGGGAGAAGGGAGAAAAGAAAAAGAACGCAGAGAGCGGCAAAGAGAAAAGAGGCGGAGAGGCGGAAACAGAGCAAAACAGAGCAGAAAAAGCAAGGGCGGGACGGGAGACACGCAAAGAGAGAAAACACGCAGAGCGAGCAAGAGAAAGCAGGCCAGAGGGGGAAGCGGCAGCAAAGAGACCGGCGCAGCAGGGAAGAGCAACGACAGAGGGACAGCGGAGGAGAGAACGCGGAAGAAGCGGGACAAGAGGGCCAAGGAGAGGCGAGGCAAAGCCGGAGAGGAGACAAGAGGGCCGAAGAGCCGAAAGGGGGCGACGGCCAAAGAAAGAGGGGAAACGCGCAGCAAGAGGGGCCGAAGGAGAGGAACAAGAAAAAGACAAGAAGCGCACAAGCGCCAGGAAGAAGGGCGAAGAGGGCAAAGGCGCGCAAAGGAAAGGGGGCCAGACAGGGAAGCGCGAAGGAGCAAAGGGCGGGGAGAGAGGAGGGAGCGGGGCAAAAAGAGGAGCCAAAAAGAAAGGAAGCGCAAAAGCCGACGAGGCGGACAGCGGCAGGGGAGAGGAAGGGGACGGCGAGGCGCGAGCACCGAGAGUCGAAGAAGGGGGGCAACAGACAAAGGAGGAGGGAGCGAAAAGCAGAGGAGGGCGAAAGGAAGGCAAAGAGGAGGAGGGCAGGAAGCGCGAAAGGCGGCGCGAAGGGCCCGAAACAAACCGGCAACCGCCAGGGCAGGAGAAAAGAAGGGGGAGGGGAGGACGGACGAACAGGGGGCGCGGGGGGGAAAAAGAGGAGAAAGGGGGAGGCGAAAAGGAGACAACAAAAAGGCGGCGGGGGGAAAAGGCAGCGCGCGCAGAACACAAGAAGAAAAAGGCGAAGAAAAGAAGGAGGGAGGCGACAAGGGCCGCAAACCCGGACAGGGGAAAAGAAAGGGGCCAGAGCCGAGCGGGAGCAAGGAGCAAGGCAAAAAGGGGGAAGCGACGCCGAACAAAGCCGAAAGCAAAAGGGGCAAGCGGGACAAAAGAAAAGCGCGCGGGGCAACGAACCAAACGAAAAGGAGGAGGCGGAGGAGGCAGCAGCAAGCGAGGAAAGCGCAGGGCGGAGGAGGAGACGAGCGCGAAGAGGCAAGGCAAGGGAGGGGAGGACAAGGGAAGAGGGGCGGAGGGCGCGGGAAGCAGAGGAAGAAGAGGGAACAGCGAAGGCGGGCAAGGCGGGGAAGGCGGCGGGGCGCGGGAAGCGAGGGACAAGCGAAGGCGAGAAGGGCAAGAGAGGAGGCGCACGCAGCCGCAACGCAAGGAGCGCAAGAAGAGGCGAAGGCGGGAAAAAGAAGAAAGGAAGAAAAAGGGCAAGAGGCGGGACGGGAAGGGAGGAAAGGGAAGAAGGAAAAGAGGCAGCGGCAAGAAGAGGGGAAAGCAAGAGAGGGGAGAGAACAGAAGCGGAGAGCGACGAGGGCGACGGGCACGAAGGCGGCGAAAAGGAGAGAGAAAAGGGGGAGCAGGCAAAAGCCAGCAGGAGAGAGAACCGGAAGGGGGAGGACGCCACAGGGGCGCAAACCCCGCAAAAGCGGACGAAGGCGACGACGACGGGAAAGAAGAAAGGGCAAGGGGGAAAAGGGGGGAAAAGGCAGAAGAGCACGAGGAGACAAGGACGGGGCGAGCAAACAAAGCAAAGGGGAAGGGGGAAAGGCCGAAACAAGGGGAGGAGACGGCAAAGCAACAAAAAGGCAGCAAGCAAAGAGAGGCCAAAGAGGCAAGGGCAAAAAGAGGGCAGAGAAAAGAGGGAAGCGGGGCGAGAAAGAAAGGGGGGAGAGGGAGCCCACGCAAAAAGAGGGGGGGGGGGCAAGAGAGGGAAGGGGGGGAGAGACCAAAGCAACCAGGCGCGGCCCAGGGGCCAAAAGAGAAAAGAAGGGGCAAAACCCGGCGCCAAAAAGAGGGGAAGGGAGGGAGGAGGAGCGGGGCGCGAAGGGGGACAAAGCGCCGCAGCGGAAGGCAAGAAGAGCAAGGGGGGGGGGGGGACCAAAAAGCACGAACAGGAAAGGACCCAAGCAAGGAGGGGGACCGAAAGGGAAGGAAGCGGGGGCAGGAGGGGGGGACAGCGAGAGGGGGCGCACGCCACAGGACGAGAAAGAAAGCAGAGCGAGGGAAGGGCAAAGAAAGCGAGGGACCAAAAGGGAGAGGCGGAGGAAAGCAAAAAGGAGGGAAGGACAAAAGGAGGGGCACGAGCAAGAAAAAGGGGGGGAAGAGGGAAGAGGGGGGAAGGAGGAAAAGGGAAGGGGGGAGCACGAGGCAAGGGGGGAGAAAGGCGAGCGGGGAGAAGGGGCGAAAGAGAAGGGCCGAAGCAAAAAGGAGCGCACAAAGGAGAGGGGGAGCGGGAAAAGGCGAAAGAACAGGAGAGAGGGGGGAGGGGAGCACAGCAAAGAGGCAGGGGGCGGAAGGGCCAGAAAGGCGAAGGAAGCGAAGGGGGAAGGGCACAGAAAGCGCAACCACGGAAACGGCAAGACGAGCAAGCAGCGGGCAAAGAAGAAGCGAGGAGAAGGCGGGCCAGAGAGGAGCGGCAAGAAGGACCAAGGGGAGGCAGGCAACGCGGAAAGCAAAGCAAAGCAGCAGGCAAAGCAAAGACACACGAGGCAACG
Molecule: messenger RNA, 3435 nt
Organism: Ipomoea nil (Japanese morning glory)
Lineage: Eukaryota; Viridiplantae; Streptophyta; Magnoliopsida; Solanales; Convolvulaceae
Product: ribosome-binding protein 1-like
Exons: 2
Biological process (GO): regulation of DNA-templated transcription
Molecular function (GO): DNA-binding transcription factor activity
Source: RefSeq, a predicted model, not a curated record